Dicentrarchus labrax (European seabass) is the source of this 918-nucleotide messenger RNA. Its product is annotated as trace amine-associated receptor 1-like. Gene Ontology annotation, cellular component: membrane. The record is from RefSeq and is a predicted model, not a curated record. The transcript has a single exon. Gene Ontology annotation, molecular function: trace-amine receptor activity. Gene Ontology annotation, biological process: G protein-coupled receptor signaling pathway. The coding region runs from base 24 to 830 and encodes 268 amino acids. Lineage: Eukaryota; Metazoa; Chordata; Actinopteri; Moronidae.
AGAAUAGACAACAAAAUGAUUUAAUGGAACCUGAAUUCUUUGUCAACAGGUCUGAUGAUGUUUUUGAGGACAAACAUUUCUGUAAUCAAUCAGAAAAUGUAUCUGGUAGGAGUGCACUCACCACCAGCACAUACUUGUUAUGUAUUUUUAUUGGCUCUUUAUCAGUUCUUAUAAUGUGUGGAAACCUUCUUUUAAUAACCUCCAUCAUUUACUUCAAACAGCUCCACACUCCUACAAACUACCUCAUCCUGUCUCUCGCUGUAGCUGACCUGCUUGUUGGGCUUACAGUUUUGCCUUUUAGCGGGGUACUGGCUUUGAGCUCUUGUUGGUAUCUUGAAGAUUUACUCUGCAAGAUACGAGGCAGCUUUGAUCUCUUUCUGUGCACAUCUUCUAUUUUAAACUUGUGUUCUAUUGCUGUUGACAGAUAUUAUGCAGUGUGUCAGCCUCUGAGGUACAGAACUAAAAUAAAUGUCCGUGUAAUUGUGAUCAUGAUCCUGGUGAGCUGGACUGUUCCUGCUGUAAACGCAAUUAGCAUGACAUUUUUGGGAGUGAACAAAGGACAAUCUAACAGGUGUGUUUUAUUUCAGAAUUUAAGUUCAGCAGUUAUGGCAGUUGUUUUUGGGUUUUAUUUCCCAGCUAUUGUAAUGGUCACUAUCUACUUAAAGAUUCUGAUGGUGGCACAGAGACAGGCACGCAGCAUCCACAACACAACCUGUCAGAGCACAAAAUCUGAAAUUAAGAAGGAGAGAAAGGCCACCAAAACUCUGGCUAUUGUAAUGGGAGUUUUCCUCAUCUGUUGGACUCCUUUUACUCUUUGUGCGACUUUUUAACCCUUUGAGUAAUUACACAAUACCAGCUGCUGUGAUUGAAGCAUUUAAGUGGCUUGGAUGGUCAAAUUCAAUGCUCAAUCCAUUGGUC